Molecule: messenger RNA, 2997 nt
Organism: Knipowitschia caucasica
Lineage: Eukaryota; Metazoa; Chordata; Actinopteri; Gobiiformes; Gobiidae
Source: the annotation of a GenBank genome assembly
AUGGCUGAGGACGACGGAGACAACGAUACGCAGACAGAAGAGGAGUGUUCGGAGAAAACCAGUCCCAAACUUUCCCCGGAGAAUGGCGAAACGGACAACAAAAGCACCCACACAUACAGCAACGCCAACUCCCCCGUUAGCCUGCUGUCCAACCAAGAAGCGGAACUCGAGUCCAGGCUCAGCGACUGCAGCGACCGACUGUCCGAUUUCAAACCAGCCUCUUCGCCGAUGGAAAUCCAACGCGAGGACGAUGCAAGCCGGGUUUUGAAAAGCAAAGAAGAAAAUAAUGGAAACAGCUUGGAGAAAAUGCGUGCGGCCUAUGCAAACUUCUUAUCCGACUCGUACUGGACAGGAGUAGAUUUGAAAGUAGCCAAAAGCGCGAGCAAAGCUAAUUGUGACAGCACGAAUGGAGGCGCAACCAAUACAGCCAAUAACAAUAAUAAUAAAGGAGAAUUUGAUUGGCACCAGGACGCGCUGUCGAAAACUCUGCAACAAACAGUCUCUCCCAAACCUACGUCGAAACCGAAUCUUUUCAGCUCCGUGCAUCUUUACCGCCAGAGUGCAAAGCCAUGCGGGUCAGUGUUCACAGGAGCUAGCCGGUUUCGUUGUAAGGACUGCAGUGCCGCUUACGACACGCUGGUGGAGCUAACGGUACACAUGAACAAAAGUGGCCACUACAAAGACAAUAAUCACAGCAAACAAGCUAAUAACUCCGCAUCCUCUUCCAAAUCACGGAAGCGCAACCUGCAAGAUCUAGAAGGCAAAGAGGAUGCGCAAAAAGUGUUAAAAUGCAUGUUCUGCGGCCAUUCGUUUGACUCCUUGCAAGACUUGAGCGUGCAUAUGAUUAAAACAAAGCAUUACCAAAAAGUGCCCUUAAAAGAGCCAAUCCCAGUUUUAACGCCCAAGUUAUUGCCUUCAUCGAAAAAGCGUGCUUUCGAAGUUGCAAGGCCGUGCUCUCCAGACUCCACGACAGGAAUUGCCGGUUUUACAGAUGCGCAGCGUGGAGCUAACACGUCAAACGCUAACAACAAUCGCUACGGCUAUCAGAACGGAGCAAGCUACACGUGGCAGUUUGAGACGUGCAAGUCGCAGAUUCUCAAAUGCAUGGAAUGUGGGAGCUCACACGAUACUCUGCAGCAGCUAACCACUCACAUGAUGGUCACUGGGCAUUUCAUCAAAGUGACAAACUCUGCUUCCAAAAAAGGUAAACAGCUUGCACUUGAUCCGUUGGCAGUUGAAAAAAUGCAAGGAUUAGCAGAACCGGCUGUGAGUGAUUUAGAUGGAGAAAAAGCUGUCUCCCCAAAAACCCCAAGUAGUGACAAAGAUAGCCAAGGGGAUAGUGCUUCAGAGAAAAUGGAGGAGACCAAAGAUGACAAGACACAGAGCGAAGAUCAAAAGCCGGCCAACGGGGCAAGAUUUAAAUACCCUUAUCUAAGAGAGGAAGAUUUGGAGAAGGAGUCAGGUGGAGGAGGGGACAUACUCAAGUCGUUAGCCAAUACCGUUGCCUCUGCAAUCAAUAAAGCGCAAACGGGAACACCAAGUUGGAGCGCAUACCCAAGCAUUCAUGCUGCCUAUCAACUCUCUGGCAUUAUCAAAAGCCCCCCUCUGUCAACCUCUCCGCCUGCCCAGCUAAAGCACACGUUUAACCACAAGCUGAGACCCAUCGCGCCCAAGGGAAAACUCGGCUCUCCUCCCCAGGGGCUGCAUCAAAACAUGGACAUCAAAAGGGAAAAGGUUGGCGAUGGUAAAGAAAUCCUAAAGUUUGAUGCGGGCGAGAACGAUGACAGCGAUUGUCAAGAUGAGGAGUCCUGCUCUUCGAAGCUGGACGUGGAUUGUGCGAACGAAGACGUGAUCAAAGGCAAGUUGAGCCCAGAUUUUACUGACAGGGGCAAGACGCCACCAAGUCCCUGCACUAGCAACGGCCGUGGCACUUCAGAGGCGACCAACGACACGGCGGAUAUGAUGGCAGUUAACCCUCUUAGUGCGCUACAGUCCGUCUUAAACACACAUCUAGGCAAAGCUAAUAAGCCCAACAACAAGUCCAGGCACGAUAAAUUAGCAGCUCACGCCCAAGCCAUUUUUGCUGACAUGAACCGUAGCAGCGAAAAACAAUCUCGAAUGCUCGGGAGUCCAAUGAGAAGAAAACCAGAUAAUCCAUUAUUUUUUGUCAACGACGACCAGCCGAUAGACUUGACAAAAUCAAAGCACAGCAAGCUUAGUUCUUCGCUGUUGCAACCGUCCACGCCAGUCCCUCAUAAGUAUGCAUUGUCUGACAUUGCAGACAUGGUAAAAGUCUUGCCAAAAGCCACAACGCCAAAGCCCUCGCUCCAAUCGCGACUCCCUACGAUGAAACUAGAGUCGGACGUCAGACGAUUCGAAGACGUGUCUGCCGAGCUCUACUCCGUCCACAAGCGCAAGGGAAGGCAGUCCAAUUGGAAUCCACGACACCUUCUUAUCCUACAAGCUCAAUUUGCAUCAAGCUUAUUCCAGACUUCGGAAGGCAAAUACUUACUGUCAGAUUUGGGCCCUCAAGAACGCAUGCAAAUCUCCAAAUUCACCGGACUGUCCAUGACCACCAUAAGCCAUUGGUUAGCGAAUGUCAAAUACCAGUUGCGGAAAACCGGAGGGACAAAGUUCCUUAAAAACAUGGAUUCAGGUCAUCCGGUUUUCUACUGUAAUGACUGUGCAUCGCAGUUUAGGUCGCCCUCUUCCUUCAUUUCACAUUUAGAAUCACAUCUUGGAUUCCAAAUCAAAGACAUGUGUAAAAUGCCAGUCGAGCACCACACAAAAGUGGAAGAGCCAGAACUGCCUAAGGCCCUGAGCGCCAGGCCUUCUCCCGAUGCGCUGAUCUCAGAAGAAGACAUUGACACAAAAUUCAAAUGUAAACUUUGCUGUCGGACAUUUGCCAGCAACCAUGCGGUCAAACUUCACUUGAGUAAAACGCACAGCAAGUCGCCUGAUAACCACUCACAGUUUGUAGAAAUGGACAAAGACUAG